Lasiosphaeria miniovina is the source of this 749-nucleotide messenger RNA. RefSeq lists its product as uncharacterized. The record is from RefSeq and is a predicted model, not a curated record. Bases 271 to 654 code for a protein of 127 amino acids. Lineage: Eukaryota; Fungi; Ascomycota; Sordariomycetes; Sordariales; Lasiosphaeriaceae. The transcript has a single exon.
CUACAACUUGGAAAGGCAAUUGAUAGGGAGGCAUGACGAAUUGAUAGGGAGGCAUGACCCUUAGGGAAGCAUGAAAAUCCCGGUCGUUGAUUGGCCCAAUUUUUAUUGUUAGUGCAAGUGAAUUCUGCCACCAACCUUCCGAAGUCCUGUCUCAACUGACCCACAGAAGCUGCCCAGAGCUCCCUUCAGCUUGACGCGUUAAAUCCAAUGCACGUAACGAAGCGAAGCCAUCACAAGCCUUCUUGACGAAGAAUCCCUUGCUUUGCCAAUAUGGAAACCCGUUCGAGUCGCCAUUCGAAGCGACAAGUAGGGAGCGAUGAUCUUGACAAUCAGUCGCAUUCUCGGAAGCGCCAACGAACCAACAACAAUACCCCACGAUCCGACCCUUCGCCCUCGCGAUCGGCCGUAAGCCAAAGCUCCAGUAUUGGGCAAUGGUACGGCAUUGGGGAUGAAGAUGUAUUGAGCAACCUCUUUGCUUCUCACCCGGAAACGUUUACUACUGUCCCAUGCCCCAACGGAUCACACGGGCUCUAUGCGCCCAUGCGCCCACGUGGCAGUUGCGAUCCGACUAUAAGCUUUACUUUUCGUACGAUUUCCCUAGACCGGGGGGCAAUCGAUGCAAGUCACGAUACCGAUACCCGGGCCAGAGCCUAAUUUGCUGGCCAGUUCCUCUCCCGAACCAAGCCAGCAAUCCAACGGACCUCUCUCUCCUCAGACGCAGUUCCGAUCUGCCCUGCGAUUGAUCCGAG